AUGCGACAUUUGGGUCAUGCGAAUGCAGACACAAGAUACGGCACGGCGGACGGCACAGAAAGCCUCACACACGAACUGUGUGGUGAGAAGAAUGUACGACUUACGCACCGAAAUUAUCAAAGCAUCUACUGGGUCUAAUCACCUACAUUGAAAUACGAUAGUUGUAUACUGGGCACCAAAUAUCUGCAACGUGCCACUCUGAAUUUGACCAAAUCUCAUUGAAAAAUGUGUGUUUGAAAUUUAAAAUAAUCCAUAGGAAAUAUUCCACGCAUCACCAUAAAAGAAACCCGCUUUGAUUUGGGGGAAAUGUUAGAAAAAUUGUUCCAAAUAAUGCAAAGUUUAGUGCUUAGAAGACAGUAUUAACCAAGAAAAAACAUGAAUAAAGUACUGAACGAAAAUUAUACGAAUGACCACGAUGCGUUGAUGAAUAUUCUCGAAGAAGUACCAACAAAGGGACUGUCAUCUCUCCAACUGAAGUAUUUUUCUUUGAAUAUCUAUUUAUGUCAGAAAAAAAAAUUUCAUUUAAAUUUACAAUUUAUAUGACAUAUACACGUGACAUGCUUCAACUGGGAAGCACUUUCAAAUGGUGGCCUAGUAUGGAUGGAAAAUUUGGAUAUAGCAAAUGCCGGCCAAACAACUCAAAUGAGGGCGUAUUUAUUUAUAAGAACUCAACGGGUGCACAUAACGAUCGAACAACUAAAUUUUGCCGUCCAAGCACACAAAAAUUAUUGUACAAUUUAAAACAAUCACUUUUAUGGUCCAAUCUAUCAAUGGAUAAGAAUUACUAUAUCUCACAAAAUCUUCUCGACUCUACGUUUGUUGAAUGGUCGAAACGAGUAUGGGACAACCAUUGUUAUUCAAACUGUUCGGCGAGAUGGUUUUUCACAUUGAAUUCAACUCAAAAAUUAGAAUCAAAAGAAAGUGUCGUCGCUAGCUCAAAUGAGUCGGACGCUAGUUGUAAGACUGAGAGUCAAGCGAAUGUUACAAUUAGUGGCAAUGAAACCGUACAAAAAUCUACUAAGAAAUUAAAAGACUGCACAACAAUGAACGUAGAAUUGAAGGAAUAUUCCGCGAAUGCUAAUCAAGUGAUUCGCCAUACAAAAAUCUUGAUUCUCGGUGCUGGAUUAGCCGGUUUAGGUGCUGCAAUAAAAAUAUCGAAUGCAUUGAACAACGCAUCUGAUAAGCACACAUACUUAAUACUUGAAGCUCAAAAUAAGGCUGGCGGUCGGGUGAAAACCGAAGAACUCCUGGAAUAUUCAAAAAACAAGACUGAAACAUCUGUGAAGCAUUCGGAUUUGAAUUUUGUGGAUGCAGGUGCUCAAUGGUUACAUGGUCGUAAUAAUUUUCUUUAUACCGUUUCGCAAAAUUAUCGACUUUUAUCAUCCCAGCAAUCUGAAGAAGGUAUGGGCUCUUUCUUCCAUGAAUAUGGCAAUCAGAUUGAUCCGUUUUUUGUGAAAAAAGUUGACUUCCGAAUCGGUGAAUUACUUAGCGAAUGUGAAGAGUUUGUACGCUCAAAGGAAACCGUGUCCUGCUGUCCCAAAUCAGUGGGUCACUUUUUACGAGAAAAAUUUCAGAAAUUUGUUGAUUGCUUAGAAAAUUCACGAGACAGAGAAAAUGCUAUGGAUUUAUUUGAUUGGCAUGUACGCUUCCAAAUAAUUGAUAAUUCAUGCCUGUCACUGGAUCAAUUGUCAGCCAAAUAUUGGGGGAGGUAUUCAUUCAAUGGAGAAGCGUGUCAGGCACACUAUAAUUUUAAAAAGUGUUUCGGCUCAGUUAUCGACUGUCUCACCGCUGAGCUUAACAAUAAAUUAAUUCACUACAGUAAAGAAGUAACUGAAAUACGCAUAAAUAAUAAUGAUAAUAAUGAUAGACCGAGUAAGCGAAAAGUACCAAAUAUUUCUGUGAAAUGUUCGGACGGAAGCCUCUAUACAGCAGAUCACGUUAUAGUGACAUUUUCUUUGGGAGUUUUGAAAAAAGUACAUAAGACGCUAUUUCAUCCAAAUUUACCUCCAUCUAUACAGUUAGCUAUUGAGAGCAUUGGUUUUGAAACAAUUAACAAAGUUUUUAUGGAAUUUGAUAACCCUUGGUGGAAUGAUUUGGCUGGAAUUCAAUUUGUUUUCAAGCACAACAAAGAGAAAACUCAAUGGACCGAUUAUAUUACGGGCUUUGAUAGAUUACAACCGCACAGCUCGAAUAUUUUACUGGGCUGGGUUGGUGGUAUCGGUGCUAUACAAAUGGAGAAACUCAACGAUGACCAAAUCAUAGAAGAUUGUGUGAAGCUUUUAGUUAAAUUUACUAACAAAACUAUUCCAUAUCCAAAACGAUACUACUGUACACGAUGGUACUCAAAUCGAUACGUAAACGGUGCUUAUAGCUACAUAAGCACAAGAUGCGACAAAAAUGAAACGAUUUCUCAUAAUGUACUUGGACAAUCGUUGUCGAUUGGAAACUUCUACCAAGUAAACCAACCGGAAGUGCACGAAGAUGGACAGAAAGGCGAAACAACAGCCUCGCCAGUCGUUCUAUUCGCAGGCGAAGCUUGUCAUGAAAAGUAUUUUUCAACAGCCCAUGGUGCAUUUCUUUCUGGAUUUGAACAAGCACAAAGAAUUGUGGAGCUUUACAAACAAUGUUAAACAACUAUUUAAUUUUUGACUCUUUCGACUCUUCGUAGUAUGCUAAAAUUUUUCAUAAAAUGAAAACUACAUGUACGACAUGUAUAACAAAAAUUUUACGUAUCGAAAAGUUUUCUGAAAAUUUUAACAGUGCCAUUUGUAACUUAUGAUUAUUUUACUUUAUUUCAAAUUGUAUUUAAUUGCAAAUACUAGAGAUUUUAAAAAAAAAAUUAGAGGAAAAACUACUUGACAGUUCAUGUUGCAUAAGCAUUCUUUUUAUGUUUGCAAUAUUUUGAAAUAGACCAAGUGGAUGAAAAAAAAUAGGAAAAAUAAAAAAAAGUAUCAAAA
Molecule: messenger RNA, 2957 nt
Organism: Sitodiplosis mosellana (orange wheat blossom midge)
Lineage: Eukaryota; Metazoa; Arthropoda; Insecta; Diptera; Cecidomyiidae
Product: peroxisomal N(1)-acetyl-spermine/spermidine oxidase-like
Exons: 7
Coding region: 501-2630 (709 amino acids)
Molecular function (GO): polyamine oxidase activity
Source: RefSeq, a predicted model, not a curated record